AUGCACACAAAGGCGAACCAAUCGAGUAGUACAUCGCCACCUUCCGCCACCACCCAACCCAACCCAACCAUCACGAGCGAGGAGGGGAAAAUAAAAAAAAGAACGCCAUCCGAGAAGGACCUGAGCCAAACCCACCCCCGCGGCCAGAGCCAGAUCUCCUUCUCCUUCCUCCUCCGACUCCCUCUUCUAUUUCUAUUAAGAAGGAAGCAAGCAGGGUGCCACUCAGAUCUCUCCGCCCCUUCCUCGCCUCGUGCCCCCCACCGCGCCUCUCGUCAACGCCGCCCCGCCCGAGGAGAGGAGGAAGGACGAGCGAUGGCAUCGCCGGCCGCGCGCGCGGCCUCGGCGCUCCUCCUCCUGCUCGCCCUCGCCGUCGCCAGCGUCCUCUCCGACGGCUCCGACCACCGCUACAAGCUCGGCGACCCCGUCCCGCUCUACGCCAACAAGGUCGGCCCCUUCCACAACCCCAGCGAGACGUACCGCUACUUCGACCUCCCUUUCUGCUCCCCGGAGAAAGUGAAGGAGAAGAGCGAGGCCCUCGGCGAGGUCCUCAAUGGGGAUCGGUUGGUGGAUGCGCCCUACAAGCUUGAUUUCCGCACGGAUCAUGAUUCCAAGGCGGUUUGCCCCAAGAAGCUUACCAAGGAGGACGUGGCCAAGUUCCGGAACGCCGUAGCCAAGGACUACUACUUCCAGAUGUACUACGAUGAUCUCCCACUGUGGGGUUUCAUCGGUAAGGUCGAGAAGGGAGGCAAGCCUGACCCGAGCGAGUGGAAGUACUACCUCUACAGGCACAUUAUCUUUGACAUCCUCUACAACAACGACCGUGUCAUUGAGAUCAAUGUGCAUACCGACCAGAGUGCACUGGUUGACCUGACGGAGGACAAGGAGGUUAAUGUGGACUUCCUUUACACUGUCAAGUGGAAGGAGACACCUACACCGUUCGAGAAGAGGAUGGAGAAGUAUUCCAGCUCCUCCAACAUGCCGCAUCACUUGGAGGUCCAUUGGUUCUCCAUUAUAAAUUCUUGUGUUACGGUCCUUCUCCUCACAGGGUUCUUGGCAACAAUCCUCAUGCGAGUUCUGAAGAAUGAUUUUGUGAAGUAUGCCCAUGAUGAGGAAGCAGCUGAUGACCAAGAAGAGUCUGGAUGGAAGUAUAUUCAUGGUGAUGUCUUCCGGUUCCCCAAGAACAAGUCAUUGUUUUCGGCUGCUCUUGGCACUGGAACUCAACUCUUUGCUCUAACAACCUUUAUAUUCCUGCUUGCACUCGUUGGAGUAUUUUACCCUUACAAUCGUGGUGCCCUUUUCACUGCAUUGGUCGUCAUCUAUGCACUCACCUCAGGAAUUGCUGGUUACAUUGCAACCUCUUUCUAUUGCCAGCUAGAGGGAACGAACUGGGUGAGGAACUUGCUAUUAACCGGAUGCCUGUUUUGCGGACCUCUCUUCCUGACUUUCUGUUUCUUGAACACUGUUGCCAUUGCUUAUAGUGCAACAGCAGCAUUGCCGUUCGGCACCAUCUGUGUCAUUGUGCUGAUCUGGACCUUAGUCACAUUCCCUCUACUAGUUUUGGGAGGCAUUGCUGGUAAAAACAGCAAGAGUGAAUUCCAAGCUCCUUGCCGUACCACCAAAUACCCUAGGGAGAUUCCUCCGCUUCCCUGGUACCGGACAACAGUUCCGCAGAUGGCUAUGGCUGGAUUUUUGCCUUUCAGCGCUAUAUAUAUCGAGCUCUACUACAUCUUUGCUAGUGUUUGGGGCCACCGAAUUUACACGAUCUACAGCAUUCUCUUCAUAGUCUUCAUCAUCCUCCUUAUCGUCACUGCCUUCAUCACUGUUGCGCUGACAUACUUCCAGCUUGCUGCUGAAGACCAUGAGUGGUGGUGGAGGUCAUUCCUAUGCGGAGGAUCAACUGGAUUUUUCGUCUAUGGCUACUGUCUGUACUACUACUAUGCUCGAUCGGAUAUGUCUGGCUUCAUGCAGACCUCUUUCUUCUUUGGGUACAUGGCGUGCAUCUGCUAUGCAUUCUUCCUGAUGCUGGGUAUGGUGGGCUUCCGUGCCGCCCUGUUCUUUGUUCGGCACAUAUACAAGUCGAUCAAGUGUGAGUAA
Messenger RNA from Triticum turgidum subsp. durum (durum wheat), 2094 nucleotides. The record is from the annotation of a GenBank genome assembly. NCBI's taxonomy places the organism in Eukaryota, Viridiplantae, Streptophyta, Magnoliopsida, Poales, Poaceae.